This is a messenger RNA of Apaloderma vittatum (bar-tailed trogon), 702 nucleotides long. It is a transcript of the gene RAB28, whose product is annotated as RAB28, member RAS oncogene family. Gene Ontology annotation, cellular component: endosome; Golgi apparatus. Gene Ontology annotation, molecular function: GTPase activity; GTP binding. The transcript has 6 exons. The record is from RefSeq and is a predicted model, not a curated record. Lineage: Eukaryota; Metazoa; Chordata; Aves; Trogoniformes; Trogonidae. The annotation marks the transcript as partial.
ACAUCCUUAGCUACACGUUUUGCCCAGGAAACAUUUGGAAAACAGUACAAACAAACCAUAGGACUGGACUUCUUCUUGAGGAGCAUAUUACUGCCAGGAAAUUUGAAUGUUACUCUUCAAGUGUGGGAUGUAGGGGGGCAAACAAUAGGAGGCAAAAUGCUGGAUAAAUAUAUUUAUGGAGCUCAGGGUAUUCUCUUGGUUUAUGAUAUUACCAAUGGCCAGAGUUUUGAAAAUCUAGAAGACUGGUACAAUGUCGUAAAAAAGGUGAAUGAAGACUCAGAAACACAGCCACUUGUGGCCCUGGUUGGAAAUAAAAUUGACUUGGAGCAUAUGCGCACAGUGAAAGUUGACAAACACCAGCGAUUUUGUCAGGAAAACAAUUUCAGUAGCCAUUUCGUGUCAGCCAAGACAGGAGAUUCUGUCUUCCUGUGUUUUCAGAGAAUUGCUGCUGACAUACUUGGCAUCAAAUUAAACAAAGCAGAAUUGGAACAAUCACAGAGGGUGGUGAAGGCAGAUAUUGUCAACUACAGUCAGGAGCCUAUGACAAGAACUAUGAAUCCUCCUAGAAGCUCCAUGUGUGCAGUUCAAUGACCAUUCUAUUCUUCUCUGUUCUGCUACCUUUGGCCAUCCUCCUACCUUAACAGAGGCUCUGGGACUACCAGGAACUUUAUUUUAACAGCGACCGUUACAACAAUGCAGUUA